CACUCAAUAUAUACAAAGUACUCUACCUUCACCAUUCAUCACUUUAUCUCCACCACAAUAUCAUGACCAAAAACAUGUUCACCGGAAUGUUGGAUUCCGACAAGAAGAAAAAGAUCUUCUUAACCAUCUUAGCUACAGUGUUAUUUACAUCCGCCAUCAUCAGCAUAGCAGUCGGAGUUAACUCCCGAACCUCCAACAACACCAAACCCGUCAAUAAACUCACCGUCAAAGCCGAAUCCACAGCUCACGACAUCGUGAAAUCGUCGUGCAGCGUCACCCUCCACCCUGACCUAUGCUACUCCACCAUUUCCACCAUCCCGGAAAUGGCGAAAAAGGUCAAAACUCCAAAAGAUGUAGUCAUUUUGGCUGUUGAUAAAACAAAGGAGAUAGUUCAAAGAAACUACUUCACCAUAAAGAAACUCACGGUUCAAACCGGUCUCACGAAACGUGAGAAAGUCGCUCUACAUGACUGUUUAGAAACGGUGGCUGAGUCGCUUCAUGAGCUAGACGACGUCGUUCGCUACUUAAAGACUUAUCGACCAAAAAAACUUACUCGCGGGCAUGUUGACGACAUACUCACGCUAAUGAGCAGCACGUUGACCAACCAAGAGACAUGCAUUGACGGGUUUUCACAUGACAAACACGAAAAAGAGUUUCGUAAGUCGUUAAUAGCCGGUGAGAUUCAUGGGGAGAAGUUGUGUAGUAAUUCAUUGGCUUUGAUUAAGAACAUGACGGAUACGGAUAUGAUUGACCAAGAUUCGGUCAACGUGGUCAACGGGAGGAAGUUAGUUGAAGAUGAGAAUGAGGAUGGUGUGAAGUGGCCGGAGUGGUUGUCGGCUGGUGACCGGAGGUUGUUGCAGUCUGGGACCGUGACAGCGAAUGUGGUGGUGGCGGCGGAUGGGAGUGGGGAUUUUACGACGGUUUCGGCCGCUGUUGCGGCCGCUCCGUCGUCGAGUUCUAGGUAUGUGAUUAGGAUAGCGGCUGGGGUGUAUAGGGAAAAUGUGAAUAUUCCGGCUAGUAAAAGGAACUUGAUGUUUUUGGGCUCGGGUCGGACUUCUACUAUAAUCACCGGAAGCCGAAGUGUCGCCGGCGGAAGCACCACCUUCAAUUCCGCCACUGUCGCCGCUGUCGGGGCUGGAUUUCUAGCACGGGACAUAACUUUCCAAAACACAGCAGGUCCAUCAGGCCACCAAGCAGUAGCGAUACGGGUCGGGUCAGACCUAUCCGCAUUUUACCAAUGUGACAUGUUAGGCUACCAAGACACCCUCUAUGUCCAUUCCAACCGUCAAUUCUACAUCAACUGCUUCAUUUCGGGCACCGUCGACUUCAUUUUCGGCAAUGCGGCCGCAGUGUUCCAAGACUGCGACAUUCACGCCCGUCGACCCAACCCAAACCAACGCAACAUGGUCACGGCCCAAGGUCGAAGCGACCCGAACCAAAACACUGGAAUUGUUAUUCAAAAGUCUAGAAUAGGUGCCACCUCGGACCUUCGCGCGGUCCAAGGAAGCUUUCCUACGUACCUCGGGCGGCCGUGGAGAGAAUAUUCGAGAACGGUCGUGAUGCAAUCGACAAUAAGUAAUGUGAUAAAUCCGGCGGGAUGGUUUCCGUGGAGUGGGAACUUUGCACUUGAUACUUUGUAUUACGGUGAGUAUCAGAAUACGGGUGCAGGUGCGAGUACUGCGAAUAGGGUGACGUGGAGAGGGUAUAGAGUGAUUACGAGUGCUACGGAAGCUCAAGGUUUUACUGCCGGAAAUUUUAUCGGUGGUGGAAAUUGGUUGAGAGCUACCGGUUUUCCUUUCUCUCUUGGCCUGUGAUGCGGUGAUUCAAAUUUGUCGUUAAAAAAAUAAAAAUAUUCUAAUAAGUUGUUUGAAUAACAAGUUGUGAUGAUUUUAUCAUCAUGUGUAUGUUUUGUGCCGGGUUUUAAAUGGUAAUGUUUUCAAUAAUCC
Molecule: messenger RNA, 1946 nt
Organism: Helianthus annuus (common sunflower)
Lineage: Eukaryota; Viridiplantae; Streptophyta; Magnoliopsida; Asterales; Asteraceae
Product: pectinesterase
Exons: 2
Coding region: 63-1814 (583 amino acids)
Biological process (GO): cell wall modification
Molecular function (GO): pectinesterase inhibitor activity; pectinesterase activity
Source: RefSeq, a predicted model, not a curated record